ACAAUAAAAUAAAAGGAUAAUACUGUAAACCUAAAGAAGAAAACACGACAGUCACGUGACGUUUAGCCAUUAAUGACUCGAAAGCAUACAACAACAACGGAGCGGAAGAGACAGUCACGUGACCAGGAAACGACCGUUGUUCGGUGACGUCACCCCGACGCGCGGGAAAUCCAAACGGUUCCAAGGCGGCGCUUUUAGAGUGUGACUCCGGACCGGACGCAGCAAUGAUCGUGACGCUAUUUCCGGUUGGGUCAGAAAAGGAGAGGUAUGGCGGCCUCAUUGUUAUUAUACCGAGGAGCCUCCUCUUUCGUAAGGAGGAGCUGGCUCUUCUGCGGGGUUCCAGCGCAGAGGCUCCGACGAGGCCGAAGAGGGAACGAGGUGCUUGAAAAAUCCAGAUUUUUCAGAAAAGGAGUUGCAUUAUCAGUUCUGUCUUACUUUGGUUAUGAAGCAUAUUUGUUAAUCUCUCAGUCUUCUCUGGUUUUUGCUGAUGCUCAAGUUGAUGAAGUCCUAGAUCAAGCAGAUUAUCUGUAUGGAAGUGGGGAAACUGAAAAGCUUUAUCACUUGCUGGAUCAACACAAAAACAGUGAGAAUGCAGAGGUUCUGUGGCGUCUGGCACGGGCAUUGCGUGACUUGGCUCAGCUUAGUCACACCCCUGCAGAGAAGAAGAAGCAGCUGACGUAUGAAGCCCUUGAUUAUGCAAAGAAGGCACUUGAGAAAGACCCUUCAUGUUUCAGUGUGCACAAGUGGUAUGCAAUCUGCAUCAGUGAUGUAGGAGAUUAUGAAGGAAUAAAGACAAAAAUUGCCAAUGCUUUUGUUAUCAAGGACCACUUCCAGAAAGCAAUUGAAUUGAAUCCAAAGGAUGCUACAUCCCUUCACCUUAUGGGCAUUUGGUGUUACACUUUUGCUGAAAUGCCAUGGUAUCAGCGCAGAAUAGCAGCUGUUUUAUUCUCGACACCACCUAGCUCCACCUAUGAAGAGGCUUUACGUUACUUUCAGAAAGCUGAAGAUGUUGAGCCAAAUUUCUAUAGUAAAAAUUUGCUGUUCUUGGGAAAAACAUACAUGAAGUUAAACAACAGAAAGAUGGCUCUUUUGUGGUUAAUGAAGGCUAAAGAACGGGUAUCACACACAGAGGAAGAUAAGCAGGUACAUAAAGAAGCUGUGGAAUUGCUCAAUUCUAUAUGACAAGAUUGCUGAAACUAUGGAUUGCUAUGAAUCAAUGCACUAACUUGUUAAUCUUUGAUUUGGAAGGUCUAACUAACCAAAAAGAGGUUAUAUUACCAAACAAGCAAAAAUUCUGGAUUUUAUUGAGAUUUUUCAUGUGUAUGUCUCUAGAUUAAGAGGAUAUGUAUAAAUUACAUCAUUAUAAAAGCGGGUUCUCUCAAAAAAAUUCAUCUGCUGUUUGGUUCCUAUUUUGCUAAGUUGGAACUCAAGUCUUUCACAGUCUAAAAUUUCAGGAAUGAAAAAACUGUAUGUUGUGUGCCUUCAAGUGAUUUCUGACUUACAGUGAUCCCAUCAUGGGGUUUUCUUGGCAAGAUUUGUUCAAAAGUGCCUUCCCCCAAGACAGAGAGCAUGUGACUUGUCCAAGAUCACCCAGUGGAUUUCAUGGCCAAGUGGAGAAUCAAACCCUGGUCUCCAGAGUCGUAGUCCAGUGCUCAAACUGCUAUGCCACACUGGCUCCUGAAAAUGCUAAUCACCCUUUUUAAGGCUGUUACUACUCUGUUUCAGAGCCAGAAGCUUCUCUGGAUAAUUUUUAUGAAUUGAAUGUAUAGGCUGCUUCUAGAUCGAUCAUUUGCAAGGAAGCAAGGGAACUUUUAUGGAGUGGGCUGCACCAUCCAUUACUAUAGUAGUCCUUGCUAGAGAUAGUAGCUGAGUUUUAUGGUUUGUAGAAUUGUCAAUUACAGCAGUCCUUCUUACACUAUCUGAUGUGAGGAUUUUCAAGUGAUCUAGUCCAGCCCCCUGUCAUACAGAAAUACACACAUAAUACAAUUUACAUAGCCAAAGCACUCUUGGGAAAGAGCCAUUGAAUGUCUGUUUAAAGACCUCCAAAGAAGGAGAGUCCAUCACCAUCUGAGGCAGUCUUUCCACUAUUUAGCAUAAGUUACUAUCAAGAAGUUCCUCCUAAUGUUUAGGUGCAAUUUCUUUUCUUAUACAGGCAUACUGCAGUUCACAAUAACAAACAAAAGGCCUCCUUUUUUACAAGAUUUUUAUGCCCACCUAGCCUAUAUUUCUUCCUCACCCUCUGUCCAGCUGGAAAUAUUUUAGCAGCACUGGCAAUGAGGGGAUAGUGAGAGAGAGCUGGAAAAGCACAGUCUUGAAUGCCAGGCUACAGCAGCAUGCCUGCAGUAAACAAUGCAAUAAAGUUUGGACUGGGAAAGAAAAGCAUUCUGCUCUAGCCUUUCUUACCGUAUCUGUGUGUGCCUGCCUACAACAAGCAUGGCAAACAUCACCUGCUUCCAGUAUUUCUCACUGAGGAUUUGUGAACAACAAAACAGAAAAGAUGAGAGCAGAUAAGCCUGCACCACAAGGUAUCAUCCGCAUAUUUUAAAAAAGUUAUAGAUCUGUAAAUUCAGCCACCAAAAUGCAAUUCGUAUGAACUGGAAGAAAAAAAAAACUCAUCCCUCAAUGCUUUUUUAGAAUAAGCUUUUAAAAGGUCUCUAAAAAGUCCAAAAUGUUUUUUGUUAUGCAAGGUUUUCCUAACUUCUUGUUUCAUUUUGCAUAUGAAAUGUACACAUGGUUAAUUUUAAAUAAAAAAAAUAUAUUGAAA
Messenger RNA from Sceloporus undulatus (fence lizard), 2764 nucleotides. RefSeq names its product regulator of microtubule dynamics 1 (gene RMDN1). Bases 268 to 1182 code for a protein of 304 amino acids. Gene Ontology annotation, molecular function: microtubule binding. The transcript has 10 exons. NCBI's taxonomy places the organism in Eukaryota, Metazoa, Chordata, Lepidosauria, Squamata, Phrynosomatidae. Gene Ontology annotation, cellular component: cytoplasm; mitotic spindle pole; spindle microtubule. The record is from RefSeq and is a predicted model, not a curated record.